UCUUGGCAAUUUUAUUGCUUGUGGUUGGUUCAUAGUUAGACGACAUGUUGAAGCUAACUUUGGUCUUAGCCGUAUUGGCUAAUUUAGGGCUCGGAACCGCAGAACCGUUUUUCGACAUUUUGAGUAAUUUGAUGAACAAGGCUAUUAAUCCAAGGAAUAAUGAUUGCCGAGCUCCCAGUACUGACAAAUAUACUGAAGCUUGCUCAGAAAUCAACGAAGGAUAUGAUUAUGCAGAUUUAAUGAAAUCAUAUAACGAUGCCACCACCGCUAUUUCUGGUGUUUCCAUUUAUCAAUGGCAGAGAACACACGAGGGAGUUAGUCAGCUCUCGUCGGUUGGCGCUCUUAUGUUGGUGUUAAGUAAAUUAUCACAAAAUGCUGUGGACGAGACGCGUUCGCAAUUAUAUAAUCUGAUUAACUUGGAUAACAGCAAAGAGGUGAGAUACCUCAUUCCUAAGGUUGCAAAGGAACAUUCAGCUACAAGUGGUGACUUUAUAUCAACACUUACUACAAAAGUUUUUAGUGACAAAGUUUUCAGUAAAAACUUCAUAAAAUGUACCAAUGAAGUUAUCAUGGGAGAAACAGGAGUUCUCGAUUACAAUAAUCCUUCUGCCGCAGCUGAAGAGAUAAAUUCAUGGUUCGGUGAACAAACAAGGUUUGACAGAGCCGAUGUAGUCACUGCUGCCGAUGUUCGUAACGAUUCGGGUUUGAUCUUCGCUACAUGCCAUAACUUAGAGUUUGAGUUUGACCAAUUUAUCUUCAGUGAACUGGUUAAUAUCAGUUUCUACAUCAGCGAAGAUAAUAUUACCACACUACCUGUCUGGAAAGGUGAAGGAAAAGCAAAAUACUCUUUCAACGAUAAACUACAGGCUCAUGUUGUUCAACUGCCUCUGAAAGGUGACGGUACUCUGGUAGUUAUUAAACCCCCGAUUGGCCGCGUUCCAGAUUUAUUAUACUAUCUCCGUGAUAACAGAAAUUUCGCAAAUUUACUAGCUGAAUCCCAGGAGACGUAUCUUAAACUUUACCAGCCUUUGAACGAUUAUGUAGUCAGAAGCCAUGAUUCCGUUUUAGGUCUUAAAUUGGCUAAUCAAUUGACACAAAUCUAUUUCGAUGAUUUUGAUGGUUUUCGUGGCAUUUUGGAAAAUGGUUCUGGCUACGUAACUAACAUGUUCCACCAAAUGCACAUGUCAAUCAAGGGAUUGGGACAAAAUGCCAUUACGUCAGAUUGUGGAGAAAACGCAAAAGAGUUGGUAAUUGAUUCUGGUUUUGUCUUUUACGUCAUGGGACCAUCUGGAGGAGCUCCAGAACUAUGUGGCACACAUUUGUCCUAAAUACCUUUAGUAUUUUUGCAUUAAUUGUCACGAAAUUGACAAUUAUUUUCAACGCGAUGAUAUAUUUCAUGUGAAUUUAAAUUUAUUUGUAAAAUUAUAAUAAUAGGUGUAUUAAAAUGUUAUUAAAUUGUUUAUAACUGUAA
This is a messenger RNA of Manduca sexta (tobacco hornworm), 1471 nucleotides long. RefSeq names its product antichymotrypsin-2. The record is from RefSeq and is a predicted model, not a curated record. Bases 45 to 1328 code for a protein of 427 amino acids. NCBI's taxonomy places the organism in Eukaryota, Metazoa, Arthropoda, Insecta, Lepidoptera, Sphingidae. The transcript has 10 exons.